UUCAAAUCAAGAGAACCUCUCUCCGCUCUUCAGGGAAAGGGGGAAAAAAGAAAAUCAAAUAAAAUGGAAAAGAUCUCAGUAGCUAUGCGAUUCCGACCAUCGAUCGGCCAAGAAACCGCCGAGGAUCGAGGACAACAGGAUCUCUUUCCACAGAUCCUUCAGCACUCCGAUCUCGGGUGUCUCCUUCGCCUUUGAUCAUGUAUUCGAUCAAACGACGAGGGAUACGACGGUCUGUCAUCGACUCACGAAACCCAUCAUCCAGGCUGCUGUUGAUGGAUUCAAUGAACUGCAUUUGCUUAUGGGCAGACAAGCAGGGCAAAACCUUCACCGUGAAUGGUUCAGAAGAUGAUCCUGGUAUCAUCCAUUGUGCCGUGAAAGGAAUUUUUCACUCUACUCAGAUGAAUAUGGACCGUGAGUUUAUAAUUAGAUGUCCUACAUGGAGAUCUACAAUGAAGAGAAAUGAUCUGCUUAUGCUGCGGAACCAGAAGCUUCCUAUCCAUGAGAGCUUAGAUAAAGCAAUACCGAGGAUCCAGAGUUGUCUGGUGAUGUUUCUAAUGCAGAUGCAAUCCGUGUUUCUGUUCUGGGCCCACAUUCCAUAUCAUGAUAGUAAGCUAACACACAUACUUCAACCAGCUUUGGUUGACAAUGCUAAGACCUCAAUAACCUGCAAACUAGCACCUGAGGAGGUUCACAUAAAGGAAACCAGAGGCACCCUCCAGUUUGUAAGCGGAGCUAAACAUGUUACAAGUUAUGCUCAAGUGAAUGAGGAACUAGCCUUUCAUGAAGGAGCUUCCAAGGAAAAAUCUCGUGGUUUUCAAUCUGAGUUCAGCAUGAACAAAUCACAAUUCAAUACGUUCAAGCAACAAUAUACUGCCCUGGAAAGUGAAUGCAACCUCCUGAGAGAGGAGGAAGCAUCUCUUAAUGAAGCUCUCUCAGUAUCCUAACAAAAUGUGGAACUAGAGUUGAGAAGGAAAGCCUGCUGAAGGACUUGAAAGUCAAAAAACUGAAGAUGAAGGAUCUUAGAGAAGAGAUCAGAUUAUUCAGUUUGGCAUUUGCACAACAUGAGGGCUUAAUCACUUCCCUGUAUUCCAAGUCUAAGGCUAUGAUGGAAAAUCUUAAAUCUUCAAUGCCGGUACCUGAACUCUAUGAUUGUUGAUCCAAAUCAAUCAGUGUAUUCAUUCAUAAGAGGUUAGUUUAUUCCCUUGCACUGAGCACUGUUCCACCACUUGUUGAAUGUACUAGACAUUACAUUGAUGUCUACUGAAAGUUAUAUUUAUAUCAAAACUAAGUUCUAGUUGAUUGCAUCACAUACUUUAUAGAUUGAUAUGCGGAACAUAAUUAUUCUCUCUGUAUGUUGCUUUAGUUUAUAUCAAUUAUUAUGUUAGUUCUCUUUAGUUUGUCCCUUAUUCUUCACCUUAUACACUGAUAUACUUACUAGUUGUUGUUUAUGCUGGGCAUAGUCAAUUGGCUGCAUUGCUUUUUACAGUAGAAAUAAUCGAAUUAUACACCUGAUCCAUUCAGGU
Molecule: messenger RNA, 1523 nt
Organism: Asparagus officinalis (garden asparagus)
Lineage: Eukaryota; Viridiplantae; Streptophyta; Magnoliopsida; Asparagales; Asparagaceae
Product: kinesin-like protein KIN-7L
Exons: 8
Coding region: 198-944 (248 amino acids)
Biological process (GO): microtubule-based movement
Molecular function (GO): microtubule motor activity; microtubule binding; ATP binding
Source: RefSeq, a predicted model, not a curated record